AUGCAGGUUUGCCAGGAAGGAAACCUGUGGUGCCAAGCCCGCCCUGACUCCGAGUCCAGUGCUCUUUGCACCACCAAAGCGACUGUUCCACAGUCAGCACGGAGGCCAUGGCCAAGCGCCACCUCGUCCGGCCCCGGCUCAGCGCCUCCCCCAACCGCUCCGGGCCCUAGCGACAUAGCUCCGGCGCCCAUUCCAGCGCGGGCCCUAGUGAGACCUCCCGAACCGAGUGUUUGGGAGCUCGGGGGCGGGGGCGCCCAGCAGGAACCUCCCCCUCCCUUCCACUGCUGCGGCCCCGCCCGGGCGCGCACCACCAGAUCCCGAGCUCCCCACCCGCUGCAGCCCCGGCCGGGGCGGGGCGGGGCCGGGGGCGGUGCGCAGACGGCUGGGACUCCCUCCAGCUCCGCGCCGGCAGCUCCGCGGCCAUGGGGGCGCGGCUGGGCCGGCGGACCGGACCCGAGGCGGGCUCGGAAGCCGGGGCGGCGGCGGGGUGCGGGCCCGCGCCCUUUGAGCGCCGGGUGCGCUGGCUCCGCGAGAUCCAGUCCACGCUCCGUGAGCGGCGGCCCGAGCGCGCCCGGCAGCUACUGCGCCUCCUGCGCCAGGCGAGAGAAGGAGCGGGCCGGCCCGGGGCUGGAGGACCUGGGCCUCGAGGGGACCCUCCUCACCGACAUCCUCUACAGGAAUGUGGCCUUCCUCAAUCUGGUGGACCCCAUCUCCCACGACCUGCUUGUGAACCUGGCCCGGGACCUGCAGUGCCCCAAAACGGACUAUGAGCUCUGGAAGUCCUCAGAUAAGAUCUGCCGCCAGCUCAUCUACCACCUCACCCCUCACUCCAAGCGGCAGCGAGGGUCCAGCCUGCCCCGGAGGAAAACUCAGAGCUGCCUCAAGAGCAGUCUCCAGAUGACUCAGCUGGCGGGGGAGACCGUGAACCUCUCGGGGAUCCCACUAUCCGCACGGGACGUGCAACACAUUACCCGCUACCUGCGAAGCCAGGGAGCCGGUCUUACGGUGCUGGACCUGAGCUUCACGGGGCUGAGCGAUGAGCUCUUGCGCCUGCUGCUGCCCAGCCUCUGGUCACUACCCCACCUCACCCAGCUCCUGCUCAACGGCAAUAGGCUGACAAGGGCCACUGCGCGCGAGCUCACCGAGGCCAUCAAGGACUCUGCCAAGUUCCCCGCGCUGGCCUGGGUGGACCUGGGCAACAACGUGGACGUGGCUUCCUUGCCCCAGCCCCUGCUGGUCGGCCUGCGCCGGCGGCUCAGCCAGCGCACCUCACUCCCCACCAUCUACGAGGGCCUGGACCUUGAGCCUGAGGGUGGCGUGUCUGGGGCCAGCUCUGCUGCCUCCACCUGGGGUUCUGCAGCCACUGGGCCAGGGUCUGAGCCCCAGGACUGCUGCACGAGGUGACCCACCACCCAUCUCCCACAGAGGGCCAAUGCUCCUAGGCAUGGGGGAUGGGGGCGAUGGAGGCCCUCCAGGCCUCCAGGGAUCCAGCGUAUGUGCUCGGCCUGGGAUGGAGCAUCAGGCUUCCCUCAGCAGGGAGCACCCAGCACCUGCUGGGCCCAUCCUGCAGUAAAUGAUGAUGCCCUCCUCUGCCUCAGCCUUUCUGCACCAUGGACCUCAGGGCCACUUAGUGCCAGCCAUGCUUUUGGAGUUGGGAGAAGGGGUGGCCAAAGCGUCACCUGAAAGAGAGGGACCGAGCUCACACUGACUUCCUCCAGGUGCUCCCUGGGCAGACACCCAGGUGUGGGGUCGGGUCCAUCUGUGGGCUGGGGAGUUAGAGGAGGCCGCCAGGGACCUGACCAUCACAUCUGUGUGGGGCCUGGAGAGGAGCAAGUGGGGAGGCCACAGAGGGGCAAAGGUCAGAAUAGAGCCCCACAGUAAUCUUGUGCCUGAGCCCAGAACAAGGGGCUGGGGACAAGACUGCACUGAUAGGAGGCAAGGUUCAUCUCCCGCAGGUUGAGUGCUGCCCACCACCCCUAGUACCAACCCACAAGGCUCCCUGUACCUAGUGGGUAACUCUGUGGGGUUAGAAGAUACCUGAGACCAGAGACAAAGAGUUUGUGUGUUCCCUCCAGGGCCUGAAGGCCCAUGGGCACAGUCCUUCCCUCUAGUGGACCCCAAGAAAGCGCGCAGGAGGUGGAGGUGGGCCCAACCAGGAGCAAGAGAUUGGGGGUGGAGUGUUCCUAGGGUUGCCCCAGGGGUAGCUGUUCCCAGCAGGGAGCUAUCUUCCCUCCCCCCAAGGACCAUCAGGGCAGGCUCCAGAUCAGAGCCUAAAGCCAUGGUUGCCCCACCCCUCCCCCAGUGUUGUGUGGAGGGCUAGAGUACAGCCCAGCUAGGAGUUGGGCAGGGCAAAGACAAGGAAGAAAUUUAAAGAGGUCCUAGGGGAAACUGAGUCUCAGAGUGGGAAAGCCAGCGGCCCAAGUCUCCCAUUCAGAGCCAGGUCAGGUCUGGGGCAGUGGGGAUCCUCACAGAUGAGGAGAGACCUGAUGGGGGAGAGAAGGGCCCCAGGCCAAAGAGAAGGUGGGGCUCCUCCCUGGGCCUGCAUACCCAGGCCCACCAACUGACCUUCCUCCACAGUUGCGCCCAUGGGGGGACCAUGAGUCAGCACGGAUUCUAGGUCGGCCAGAUAUACAACAGCCUCUUGGGCCAGAAAUGAGAUGGCCAAGAAGGGUGAGGAUGGCACGGUGCUCUGUCCUAGGACCAGGCAAGAUGUGGGGAAGAAGAAAGCACCCUCUGUUGCUACCCGCCCACCCCGAGAACAGGCCCCUGCCAGCCUGCCUGCUUUUGGAGGAACCCCUAUCUGGAGGUGGUGGGAAGGGUGUGAAAACACCAGGUUCAGCCCAGCUCUGCUUCUGACUUGCUGUUGGGACCUGGCCAGGGCCUCCUCUCUCCCGGCCUUGGGGUUCUCCUUUUCCCCUCUGUGUUAAAUAGGGCUGGCUCUCCAUAGUCCCUUCCAGCUCUCAGCCCUCCAUCCUGGGGCCCUCUCAGUCCUCCUUGUUUUAAAAACAUGGGCCUGCCCAUUGGCUUGGGAGCCACAGAAGCGUCUCUGGUGCCCUCACUCCAGAACAAGGGGCUCAGGCUCCCCAGAGCAAGGCAAAGAGGAAUGGGAGGUGAAAGGGGCCAGCGGAGAGGAGAAAGAUGGAGAAGCCAGCUUUGUACUGGGCAGGCUGAUAAGUCCGUCACAAGCAAGCAGCCGUGUUCUCCUGUGAUUCCUUGCUGGAGAGACGCCAAGCUCUCUGUUCCCCCCCGCCGCCUUCCUGCUCCCCUUGCUCCCUGCCCACCAUUGGCCCCAGUCCAGCCCACAAACCUGCAACGUCGCUGCUGGGAGAGACUCCUACCAGAAUGGUGUGACGACCUGAGCAGGGUGUCACCAGGCGAGCUCUGGGAGAAUUCAGGCGGCGGCAGCUGGUCUCAAUCUCCCCGCCUCUCAGACGGAGGCACGCGAUGCAAUAGCUGAGCUUGAGCAUAAACCAGCUCAAGAGAAGAGGGUUGGCCUUGUUGCCAGGCAGGUGUCCACAGCCCCUUCAUGGGCCCUGCCGUCAGGGCCUCAUGGCCACCGGCUACACUACAGGCAGGGACACUGCAGGAGGAGGGGGCUUAUGCCUUGAAGGUUGGUGGGCUCCAGCCUGAGUUCCAGACCCAAGAGGCAGCAGAUGGGCCUGCCCCAGGCCCAGCUUGGAGGCAGUUAGGCUCUGCUGGUCGCAGUCCUGUCACCCAUGGUGGUGUCCUCUUGGGGCCUGUUCCUUCAUCUUGGGAACUAGGUGAACCAAGCCCCCCCCCGUUAUCUUGAUGGAGAGAGCAUGACAAGGUCUGGAAAGUGCCUGCUGCAUGGGGGAAGGGAGGUACAGGGCAGGCCCUCUUCAGCGUCACCGGGGCCUCCACCCUGGGCUCCCUGGCUGGGAAUGGCAGGGGCCCAGACCCUCAGGACUAGGCAGAGCUGAAGCCCUUUAUUUAGAGAGAGCGCUCCUGUAGCCUUUCCAUGGGCCAGGUACUGUUCUGAUGGCUUCACACUCCUUGAAUUCUCUUCACACUUACAGGUAAGGAGCUGACACAGGGAGAGGUUAAGUGAUCCGUCUAAGGUGAAGAGCUAGAAACUGGAGGAGCCGGGGUGUGAGCCAGGAGGCCCGCCUUAUCUGUGAUGCUAACGCCUGCCUGAUGCUGCCUGUCCCACAGCUAUCCGAGGGGCUGAGGAUUUGACACAGGAGACCACAGGGUUUGAUGGCGGGUGUCCUGUAGUGGGAGAGACCCUCAGCCGCACUCCCCCUAGCACAAGACCAAUCAGGAGCUCUCUGAGCCUGUUUCUUUGCAUGCAGAAUGGGUGGAGAGGGGAGCGGUGAGGACCCAGGCUUUGCCCUUCUCCAGGAUUGAAAGGGACAGAUGGGGAGUGGGUUCCGAAGUACUCAAAGGGCUGAAUGAAGCCUAGCCCUGUACUCGGGGGCGGGGGUGGGGGGUGGCAUGUAGUAUCAACUCCCACUUCUGAAAGUCUGCCUGGGACAACUGUAGGUGCCUUCCCCUCCCUGGGCAUCAGCCUCCUCAAGUCUAAACCUGCCUUGCCAGGAUGUUCAGAGCAUCAAAGGGAGACAUGUAGGUAAGACACCUGUGCUCCACAGGACCUCUGUGACCAACACUUGGGAACUUCUUUUCUGUCCCGGAAGGGAGAAUAUUUGAGCCCAGAUAAGGUGCAUCUGAUAUGAGUUUACAGCAAAUGUCAGCCUCUGCUGAGUCUUCAUCUUAAAAAUCCAAAAUCUCUGGCAGCUGAACCCAGUGGUUGAUAUCAGCCUAGCACAGAGGUUUUUCUCUGGGUUCUGGAAGGAGAGGAAGAUACACUUCCUCCUCUCUCUUAGGGAUAGUUGCCAAUCAUCAGUGAAAACCAGUAUUUCCUUUCCCAACUGUAUACUUCAAUUUUAAUUUCUUAAAACUGUAUUUUUAAUUUUUAAUUUUUUAAAGAGACCUUAUGUAUUUAUUUGUCAGAGAGAGCGAGUGCACAAGCAGAGGGAGCG
Molecule: messenger RNA, 5000 nt
Organism: Lutra lutra (Eurasian river otter)
Lineage: Eukaryota; Metazoa; Chordata; Mammalia; Carnivora; Mustelidae
Gene: LRRC75B
Product: leucine rich repeat containing 75B
Exons: 5
Coding region: 1-1404 (467 amino acids)
Source: RefSeq, a predicted model, not a curated record